AACGGCAGUUGCCUUAGCACAACACCAGCUCUCCAUGUUGCGUCACACCCUUCCCGCCAUCUCCAGGAAGCGAGUAAUGGAACUUAUCAUGUAAAUUCUAACUUGGUCGGCAUUCAAAUGCAGACCUCCUUCACUGACUCUUCACACCGAAGCAGCAGCUUGACUUCACACUGAAAGGAGUGAAAAGGAAGGCAACAGCCAUCAUGUCUGCAGAGCGGACCCCGCUCCUCAGCAGGGUCCCGGUGGCUGAGCGCCGGCCACGGUACCCUCAUGGUGUCUUGCGUCGCUUUUGCACCAUCGCUCUGGCCUCUACCCUGAUCUGGUUCCUGGUUGCCGUGGCCGUGUCGUCAACCUUCUUCCCGGACGGCCACUCGCAUCACGAUCCCCAUGACAGGUGGACAUGGCCCGGCUGCGGCAAGAGGAAAGUGGACUACGAGCAGCUGAAGCGCAUCCUCCUCGACACGCCGUCCAGCAAGCACGCUGAGGAGUGGAGCAGGUACUACACGGCCGGGCCCCAUCUUGCCGGCAAGAAUUAUUCCCAAGCCUUGUGGACCAAGACCAAGUGGGAGGCGUUUGGCAUCAAGGCCGAUAUUGUCUCGUACGACGUCUACAUCAACUAUCCGGUCGACCAUCGGCUGGCCCUCUUGGAGAGGGAGAGAGAGAAGAGCGGGAAGCACGAUGAUGGCGCCCCCGCCUGGAAGGUGUCCUUCGAAGCAUCCCUGACCGAAGACAUCAUCGAGGAGGACCCCACGAGCAGCCUGCCCGACCGAAUCCCGACUUUCCACGGCUACUCUGCCUCCGGAAACGUCACCGGCCCCGUCGUCUACGUCAACUACGGCACCUACCAGGACUUCGAGGACCUGGUCAGGGCCAAUGUCACGCUCAAGGACAAAGUGGCCAUCGCCCGCUACGGCGGCAUCUUCCGCGGGCUGAAGGUGAAGCGUGCACAGGAGCUCGGCAUGCUCGGCGUCAUCCUGUACAGCGACCCGGGCGAUGACGGCGAUGUCACCGAGGAGAAGGGAGUCAAGGUGUAUCCGGACGGACCAGCCCGCCAGCCGAGCAGCGUGCAACGCGGAAGCACCCAGUUCCUCAGUUUUGCCCCAGGCGAUCCGACGACCCCCGGCUAUCCUUCUAAGCCAGGUGCUCCCCGCCAGCCGGUGCAUACGGCCAUCCCAAGCAUUCCAUCCAUUCCCAUCUCAUACGCCGAUGCCGUGCCCAUCCUGAAGGCUCUCAACGGCCAUGGCCCCAAGGCUGAGGAUUUCAACAAGUACUGGACCCGCAACACGGGCCUGCAGUACAAGGGCGUGCACUACCAUGUUGGGCCCACACCUGACGAUGUCGUUGUGAAUCUAUACAACCAGCAGGAAUAUAUAACAACGCCUCUGUGGAACGUUAUCGGCGUCAUUAACGGCACCAUCCCGGACGAAGUUAUCGUCGUUGGUAAUCAUCGCGAUGCGUGGAUCGCCGGAGGGGCCGGCGACCCCAACAGCGGAUCUGCCACGCUGAACGAGGUCGUCCGAUCGUUUGGAGAGGCUGUCCGUCAGGGGUGGAAACCGCUCCGCACCAUCGUGUUUGCCAGUUGGGACGGCGAAGAGUAUGGCCUCGUUGGUUCGACGGAGUGGGUGGAGGAAUUCCUCCCGUGGUUAAGAGACGCCAACGUGGCUUACAUCAACACCGAUGUCUCAGUCCGAGGCACACACUUGAAGGCAUCCGCGGCCCCCCUGCUUGACAACAUCAUCCACGCAGCAACAGCAGCCGUUCCGUCGCCGAACCAGACCGUCCCAGGCCAGACCGUGCACGACGUUUGGGACAAGCGCAUCAGCACCAUGGGCAGCGGCAGUGAUUUCACCGCCUUCCAGGACUUCGCUGGCAUCCCGUCCCUCGACAUCGGCUUCGAUUCCGGCCCCGGCGAGCCCGUGUACCACUACCACAGCAACUACGACAGCUUCUACUGGAUGGAGAAGUUCGGCGACCCAGGCUUCGUGUAUCACCGGACCAUGGCCCAAGUCCUGGGGCUGAUCACGGCCCAGUUAGCCGACCUGCCGCUGAUCUCCUUCCGAGCAGCCGACUAUGCACACGCUCUAGAUCGCUACGUGCAAAGGGUCGAAGACAAACUCAACGCCGCUCUUUCCCCAACCACGGAGAUCGACGUAGCCACUGUAACCGAUGACAAACUAUACUUCGAACUCCGCGGCGGCACCCGCAACAACAACAACAGCUCUCUUACCCCUUUUAGCCUGGCAUCCGGAGAGUCAUUCAAGCACUCCCUCAAACGGCUGCACCGUGCUCUAGAAAAGCUAACCAAGCGCGCCGUGAGCCUGGACGAGCACGCCGACCGCCUGCGCGACCGCGUUCGCCGCGGCCACCUCCCCUGGUGGAAAUGGCCCGCCAAACUGAAGCUGGGGCUGGAGAUACGCAAGGUGAACACCAAGUACAAGUACCUCGAGCGCAGCUUCCUGUUUGAGCAGGGCUUGGAUGGCCGGCCGUGGUUUAAGCAUGUUGUGUUUGCGCCGGGGUUGUGGACUGGUUAUGCUGGUGCUGUUUUCCCCGGCUUGGUGGAGAGUAUCGACAACCAGGACUGGUCGAAUGCCGAGAGGUGGGUGGAUAUCAUCGAGAGCCGGAUUCGAAAUGCUGCGCAUGGGUUGUGAGGUGGCAACUAGUAGUAGGUAGGUUCGGGUUGGUAGAUGUCCAUGUGUUACAUAAGGUACAGACUGGAGUGUGUCUGAGGUGCAUACAUACCGAAGUAUCUAGUUUGGCGCUUGUAUUCGCGGCACCGGGUCCAUAUGGAUUGACGGUGGUCUUGGAAACCACGACGGGAAUGACAUAUAGGUACUAGUAUAGUUCAACACCAAAAGCGGACAGCGCUAUAUAGAGUUCGAGCCUAGACU
Chaetomium strumarium is the source of this 2888-nucleotide messenger RNA. RefSeq lists its product as uncharacterized. The transcript is spliced from 5 exons. The coding region runs from base 204 to 2648 and encodes 814 amino acids. The record is from RefSeq and is a predicted model, not a curated record. NCBI's taxonomy places the organism in Eukaryota, Fungi, Ascomycota, Sordariomycetes, Sordariales, Chaetomiaceae. Gene Ontology annotation, molecular function: carboxypeptidase activity.